Bombina bombina (fire-bellied toad) is the source of this 4146-nucleotide messenger RNA. It is a transcript of the gene RP1, whose product is annotated as RP1 axonemal microtubule associated. Gene Ontology annotation, biological process: intracellular signal transduction. The record is from RefSeq and is a predicted model, not a curated record. NCBI's taxonomy places the organism in Eukaryota, Metazoa, Chordata, Amphibia, Anura, Bombinatoridae. Gene Ontology annotation, molecular function: growth factor activity. The coding region runs from base 1 to 4146 and encodes 1381 amino acids. The transcript has 29 exons.
AUGAGUGACACUACUUCCACCAAUAUCUCAGUGGCUCAAGCCAAUUCUGCAGAAAGUACAUUGGCUGGCUCCACACGACUUUCACAUCUGACAGAAACAGGUUCCACAAAAAGGAUAUGCUUCUAUAAAAGUGGAGAUCCAAGAUUUAAUGGGAUAAAGAUGGUUGUCACUAAUCGUUCCUUCAAGACAUUUGAUGCCUUGCUAGACAACUUGUCCAAAAAAGUUCCUUUGCCAUUUGGAGUCCGGAAUAUUAUGACUCCCCGCGGUUUACAUCGCGUUACCAAUCUUGAAGAACUUGAAGAUGGUAAAUCCUAUGUGUGUUCCCAUCAGAAAAAAAUUAAGCCCAUCAACCUUGAAAAGGCAAGAAAGAAGCCAUUGUUAUGGCAGAGCAGCAGGCCAAUUAGUGCACGUAGACGUACUGUCCAAUUAGCACGACAAAAUGUAGUUGCACCGUUUCAGCGACAAAAUACUAUAGUGAUAGGAAAUGCCAAAAAGCUUGUCAUUUUCAAAAAUGGUGAUAGUGAACUUAAACAAAGUCUAAUUUUAAACAAAAAGGCAACACACAACUUUGAAUCCUUAUUGGAUCAAAUUACCGAGGUUAUGCAAUGCCCAGUCUUCAAACUUUACAGCACUGAUGGAAGAAGGAUUCUUAGCAUGAAUGCAGUACUGCUGAGUUCUGGAACAAUAGUGGCAGCUGGGAGAGAACCUUUUAAGCCUGCAAAUUAUGAUUCUGAAAGGGAAUUUCUACCUAAUAAAUUACCUGGGAUCUCCAGUCGUGUGUUUCCAAAAUCAAAAUCAAAACCAGAAAUGAAAACCCCUGGAAAAUGGAAAGUAUCAAUCUACACCAGUGAGAUUCCUUCUGCUGGAACUACAUCUCAAGUAUAUAUCACCUUUUAUGGACAUCUAAGAACUUCAAAGCCAGUUUUUCUGUACAGUACUGAAGAAGAUUUAUUUCAGAGCGGUCAUGAAGACACCUUUGAUAUCAGCACUGGAGAUAUUGGGGAACUUUAUAAAAUACGAAUUGGGCACAACAAUUCUGGAGAAUCCCCUGGCUGGUUCUGUGAGGAGGUUCUGUUGUUAAAUCUCUACACAAAUGAAGAAGUCUGUAUCAAAGUCAAUCAAUGGCUUGCACAAGACCAAGAUGAUGGAGAAAUCUGCCGCGAGUUUCCUGUUUUACGUCAAGGGCAUGCCAAGUUACCAGUGACAAGAUAUGAAAUUCGGAUUGUAACAGGAGACUUAUGGAAUGCCGGCACAGAAGCAAAUGUCUUUAUAUCAAUACAUGGAGAACACGGCGACACAGGAUCCAGACAACUGUUUAGAUCAAACAAGCCCAACAAAUUUGAAAAAGGGCAGACUGAUACUUUCUUUCUGGAAGCCGUAUAUCUUGGGAAAUUGCAUGCAGUUGUCAUAGGACACGAUGGAAUUGAUCCAGACAAUGGAUGGUACUUAGAGAAAAUUGUUGUCUAUGAUCCAGUGAAAGAUAAGGAGCAUACCUUUUUUUGUUACAGAUGGCUGGAUGAAGGUGAAGAUGAUGGAAAGAUUGUGAGACAUCUAAGUACUGCAGAGGAAGCUGAUUUCCCAGCUAGGCAAGAAUUUGAGCUAAAGAAAAGCGAAAUUUGGAGUGCUGAGAAGUGGAAAUAUCAGAAAGGAAAUGUUCUACAAUUAUACUGCAAGUCAACAAAGAAAUUUGUCCGUCUCACUUCAGAUAACAAAGUUGAUGCUCUUGGAGAUAAGAGAGAUAAAUAUGGUUUUUUUGACGUGAUCGUGAAAAGAGGAAAUGUUCGAGUGUUCAACAGUCAUCAGAUUAGAACUCUUGCCUUGGCAAUCGACAAGGGAACAGUCACUGUAAUGGACAACAGUGGUAUUCUAUGUGAACUACAGAUUCAUAUUCAACUGAACCGCUGCAUUACUUUAGAAUCUACAAGAGCGCCAGGCAUCACUGUUUCUUUUCAGAGUAAUGGCGAGCCAGCCAAUGGGCACACAACUAGCUAUGCAGAGGUCUCCAAGGAAUUUGUUGUACAUGUUAAGGGAAUUUUCCAUAGUGGUGCCAUCAUUCUAUUUACCACCAGCUGGUCCCAAGCUCUUUGUAUAAGACAGAAUGGGCAUGUCAGUGGGACAGGGCAUCACAAUGAAGAAUCCUACUUAAGAGUACAUAAAAUAACCUCAUCAGUCUACAUGUUUGAGAACGUAACAAGCCAACGAAAGUACUUACGGAUGAAAAAUAAUGAGUGUGAUGGUGAAGGAUCAGGGGAUGAAUACUGUCACUUCAAAGUAGAAAAGAACUUAGAAAAUGGAUCUGUGACACUUGAAUCUAUAAGAAGCAAAGGAAUAUAUCUAGGACUUCUGCCUAAUGGAUUUGCGAAACCAAUGGUCCACACAGGCGAAAAAAACAUUAUGUUUUACCCAAAGGUCAUCAAGUUUGGCAGGGAAAAACUAACAGGGACAUCUGCAACGCUUACUAAGAAAAAGGAAGAAAUCAACAAACAAGAUGCAGAAGUUAAAGCACAAGAGGCAUUAGCUUGGCUCCCAUCUGUGUCCCCACCCUCAGGCAAAAAUUCAUUAGAACCCAGAAGGCAGCUGGAUACUUCCCAGUCCUCAUACGUGUGGAAGGUAUCUGUGCUAACAGGCAGUGCUGGAACAUUGGCUAAUGUCACUCUCUGGGUGUAUGGAAACAAAGGUACAAUUGGGCCAAUCAUUCUUGGAAAGGAUGAUAAUGAACAGUUAUUUUUGCCUGGUCAGGAAGAUGAGUUUCAGAUAGAAUUAGUAAAUGUGGGGAAAAUAUACAAGAUAAGAAUAGGACAUGACGGAACAAGUGACCAAUCAGAGUGGCAGCUGCAGAAGGUAAUCCUGAAAAACAUGAAAAGUGGAAAAACUUUUAUUUUUGAAGCUAAUCGAUGGUUGUCAAGAAGUCAAGGAGACUAUGAUAUUCUCUGUGAGCUUCCUGUUAUAGAAAAUGGAAAACCUAUUUACCAAGUUGUAAAAUAUCAAGUGCAUGUCCUCACUGGAAAUAUAGAGCAAGCAGAGACACAGGCUUCAGUUUAUAUUUGUAUCCAUGGAGAAAGAGGCGACUCAGGAAAACGACUAUUGUUUAAAUCAAAUCUUCCAGUAAAAUUCCAAAAAGGCCAGGUUGAUGUGUUUGAAAUUGAAGCCGUGUCACUUGGAGAGCUACAUAAAGUACUUCUAUGCUGUGAGGCCAGUCACAAGUCACAGUACUGGUUUUGUGAAAAAGUAAUCAUCAGGGAGCGUGGGAUGAAUUCUGAAUAUAUCUUCCAUUGUGAAAGAUGGCUUCCCUUCCUUUCUGGUGGUGUACUUUACAAGGAAAUUGAACUUCCAGUGCAAGAACUGCAAACAGCUCAUGAAAUGCAAGAACAAAAUGAAGGUGAUGGAGAUUGGAAGAUUACCAUUUUCACUGGGAAUUUCAAACAAGCUGGCACCAAUGCGACUGUUUUCCUCUAUGUUUAUGGUGAAACAGCAGAAUCUGGUCCCAUAAUUUUGGGGACAGGCAGGAAUCAUUUAUUUAAAAUGAACAGUGCAGAUAUAUUUCAGGUUAAUUUAAAAGAACUUGGCAAGCCAUAUAAAAUUAGAAUUGGUCAUGACAAUACUGGAACAGACUCUGAUUGGUAUGUGGAGGAGAUACAACUUCAAAACAUUUCAUCAAAUGAAGAAUUUUGUCUACCUGUGAGUCGAUGGCUAGGAGAAGAAAAAGAUGAUGGAGAUACUUGGAGAGAACUGUUUUUGCCAAUAAAUGGGAAUGAUCUCUUGGCAUUGGUGGACUAUGAAAUUCUAGUUUAUACAGGAUCUGUUUAUGAUGCUGGUACUAAAGCUAAUGUUUAUAUCAAUAUCUUUGGAGAAAGAGGGGAUUCUGGGAGAAGAAAGCUGCAUAAGACCAGGAAUCAAAAUAUUCGUUUUCAGAAAGGACAGGUUGAUCUGUUUAUCAUUCAGGCAGUCUCAUUGGGAACACUUACAAAAAUAUGGAUUAGUCAUGAUGGAAUAGGCACAGAAAAUGGUUGGUUUCUGGAUAAAGUUAUCAUAAAGUACACAGAGGAUGGAACUGUGCAAGAAAUUAUAUUUCCAUGUAACAGAUGGCUUGAUGAACACAAAGAAGAUGGAAAGACAGAAAUAGAUCUCUUUGCCAGUGGUGAGUAA